GUGUCUCAUUUUGACAAACCACACAUUUUCGAAGCCCCAAAACAAUGGCAGCACAUAAUAUGUGCAACAGUAGCAACUAAUAAUUAGUUCGUUCAUUCUCUUCAUAUUUUGGGCGAAUAAUGAGUAUGAUUAGGAGGAGCCUAAGUUUGGGCAAGGCCUUGAGGAGACUCAAAUGCCUGCCUGUUUCUUCAUCAGUUUAUUCCAAUUACUACUGCAGAUGUGAUGCUCACACCGCCCUUCCUCUUUCUCAGACUCAGCCAUUGCCGAGGCAUGAAUUGAGACUUUUGCCCUACAAUUUAAGGGCAUUUUCAGACAGUACCACUGUGCCCCCUGAAAUUGUAGAGUCUGAGUCCACACGAACUGAACAAGAAAACAAGGAGGACAAGGAAGACAACAAGACGCAUCCCGAUAUCAAAGAUGAGCAGACUAAGGUCCUGGAAGCGGCGCUCGGAUAUGUGCCAAAAUUGGGGUGGACAGAGGCGGCUAUGGUAGCAGGGGCAAAAGAUGUGGGUAUUUCACCCUCAAUUGUCGGUGCAUUUCCCCGGAAGGAAGCUGCACUUGUUGAGUAUUUCAUGGAUGAUUGCCUGCAAAGGCUAAUGGAUGAGAUCGAAUCACACAAUGAAGAGCUUUCGAAUAUGGUGCUUAAGGAUCGGAUUGCAAAACUCAUUCGAAUCCGUCUAGAAAUGCAGGCUCCCUAUGUUUCUAAAUGGCCUCAAGCAUUAAGUAUCCAGGCAAAGCCACUCAAUCUUCCAACAAGUUUUAAGCAACGAGCCAUUUUAGUAGAUGAAAUUUGGCAUGCCGCUGGUGACCGCUCAACCGAUGUUGAUUGGUAUGCUAAACGUACUGUUUUAGGAGGAGUUUAUACAGCAACAGAGCUUUACAUGCUAACUGAUUACUCACCAGAGUUUAGGGGGACUUGGUCAUUUCUAGACAACCGUAUCCGAGAUGCACUUGAUUGCCGCAAAACUGCUCAAGAGGCCACACAAUUGGCAACAGCUAUUGGUGCAGGAAUUUCUAAUACAUUCCAGGCAUUUCUACGCAGACAACCCUAGGAGAUAUUUGUCUCCAUAUCUUUUCAAAUUAAAUGUCUUGUGAUCAUUCAGAGCUAGUGUAAAUGGAACCCUUAUUUUUGCUUGAACCAGUACGGGAAUUUGUAAGUGAUUGUAAAUUCAAUCUUACAUUGGUGGAGUUGAUGCUUUGUGGUGAUAUAAUCGUUAUUAGUUUCUUGUUCAA
This is a messenger RNA of Cryptomeria japonica (Japanese cedar), 1233 nucleotides long. RefSeq lists its product as uncharacterized. Gene Ontology annotation, cellular component: mitochondrial inner membrane. The transcript is spliced from 6 exons. Gene Ontology annotation, biological process: ubiquinone biosynthetic process. Gene Ontology annotation, molecular function: lipid binding. Bases 120 to 1052 code for a protein of 310 amino acids. NCBI's taxonomy places the organism in Eukaryota, Viridiplantae, Streptophyta, Pinopsida, Cupressales, Cupressaceae. The record is from RefSeq and is a predicted model, not a curated record.